Trichoderma reesei QM6a is the source of this 696-nucleotide messenger RNA. RefSeq lists its product as uncharacterized. Gene Ontology annotation, biological process: ribosomal large subunit biogenesis. Gene Ontology annotation, cellular component: nucleolus. The record is from RefSeq and is a predicted model, not a curated record. NCBI's taxonomy places the organism in Eukaryota, Fungi, Ascomycota, Sordariomycetes, Hypocreales, Hypocreaceae. Bases 1 to 696 code for a protein of 231 amino acids. The transcript is spliced from 2 exons.
AUGGGCCGCGAACUACAAAAGAAGAAGCGCCGCUCCGGCCGCCCCGCCGUCCGCCAGUCAAACAGGACCAAGAAGAUCCUCAACCCGCGCGGCAACUCUGUCAUUGCGAAGAAUUGGGACAAGAACGAGACGCUGGCACAAAACUACCGCCGACUAGGCCUCCUCGCACGCCUCAAGACCCCCACCGGCGGCACCGAAAAGAAGCUCUCCUCAGAACAAUCAUCAUCCUCCUCCUCAGCGCCCCUCGCGACAACGACGUCAAAACCAGACCCCUUCGCCAUCGCGACAGCCGAAAAGGCCAUUCUCUCCGAAGCCAAGGUCGAGCGCGACGCGGCCGGCAACAUCGUCCGCGUCCUCGGCCGCAAGGCGAACCCGCUGAAUGACCCGCUCAACGAGCUCGACUCCUCGUCCGAGCAGGAGGAUGACGGCGACGACGGCGAGGAAUGGGGCGGCAUCAACGAUGACGGCGUCGGCACGACGGAGGUGGUCAAGUCGCUCAUCGAAGAGGCCAAGAACCCGGCGCCGCCCAAGGUUCGGUACCUGAGCGAGCGCGAGACGGAGUGGUUGGAGUCGCUGGUGGCCAAGUAUGGGGACGAUACGAGGGCCAUGGCGAGGGACAUGAAGCUCAACCCUAUGCAGCAGACGGCGGCCGAUAUCGCGAAGAGGCUGAAGAAGUUGAAGGCGCAAAAGGAGUAG